Messenger RNA from Entamoeba histolytica HM-1:IMSS, 664 nucleotides. RefSeq lists its product as uncharacterized. Bases 1 to 663 code for a protein of 220 amino acids. Lineage: Eukaryota; Evosea; Mastigamoebida; Endamoebidae. The transcript has a single exon. The record is from RefSeq and is a predicted model, not a curated record.
AUGUCCCUCAUUGAGUCAUGUAUAAAAAAUGAUUUUCAUGAAAUUAUUAAUAUAAUUGAAAAUGGUGCUAACUAUUUAGAUAUUGAUGAAAAUGGAAAUACCCCUUUUCAUUAUCUUAAAGUUAUACCACCAACUACUCCUAAAUUAACUGCUUGUGACCCUACAUUAUUUAAAAUAUUUAAAACAAGAAGAGAUAUUGAAACUGAUGCAAUUUUUAAUUACCAAAAUGGAUUUACUCAUAUUCAUUCAUCAAUUAUUAUACCUCAUUGUCCUUCAUUAAAACUUGACGUAUCAGAAACUUCAGCACAAAUAUUUAUUGAAUGGUGUUAUUGUAAAUCAUCUCCUACUUUAGAAAAAAUGGCUCCUUUUUGUUCAGUAAAAAAAUCAAUGGAGUUACUUUGUUGUUAUGAAGCAAAUUCAUGUUGGAAAUAUUUAGAAGAUUUUUCAAUUUCACUUUCACAUUUACUUCCUGAUGUUUCUAUUGAGUAUCUUCGUUAUUUUGAAAAUAAUGACUUAAUUGAUAACCAUCCAAUUCUGUUUGAAAAAAUAACUCAAAUCUUUUUUGCAACAUUUAAUUCUCAAGGAGGAGAUGAUUUUAUUAAUGAUCUUUCUCAACCUUUAUUAUUACGUUGUUUGCAUUCUUUAUCACAACUACACCAAUAAU